Messenger RNA from Cynara cardunculus var. scolymus (artichoke), 2572 nucleotides. Its product is annotated as digalactosyldiacylglycerol synthase 1, chloroplastic-like. The transcript has 7 exons. Gene Ontology annotation, biological process: galactolipid biosynthetic process. Gene Ontology annotation, molecular function: digalactosyldiacylglycerol synthase activity. The record is from RefSeq and is a predicted model, not a curated record. NCBI's taxonomy places the organism in Eukaryota, Viridiplantae, Streptophyta, Magnoliopsida, Asterales, Asteraceae. Gene Ontology annotation, cellular component: chloroplast outer membrane. Bases 86 to 2485 code for a protein of 799 amino acids.
UCUCUUCACACACAAACCCCCUGAAACACACAGUAGUCGAUUCCGGCAAAGCGUUCACCGGAAUAUCCAUCGCUUUAUUGAUAAGAUGAUAAACUUCAGGCCUUCGGAGACUCGGACGUCGUCGUCGGCGAGCUCCGUGGUGACGGCGGAGAAAGCGUUUUCGUUCAUAUCCAAAGGAUGGAGAGAAGUGAAGGAUUCAACCGAAGCGGAUCUCCAGUUGAUGAAAGACAGAGCGAAUUCGUUCAAAAACCUUGCGUCUUCGUUUGAUAGGGAGUUCGAGAAUUUUCUUAAUUCCGCGUCCAGAUCGACGUUUCCGGUUCCUGCUAUUUCGAAUUCUUCAUCUGCGUAUCCCGCGGAGAUUGAUUUCGUGAAAAAGUUGCAGCCGAAGUUUUCUGAGUUCCGUCGGGCGUACUCUUCGCCAGAUUUUAGUAGGAGAGUUCUGGAGAAAUGGAACCCUAGAGCUAAGAUAAGGAUCGAUUUGUCGGCGAUAAAGAAUGCUAUCGUGUCGGAGGUGGAGGAGCUUGAUGAUAGAGAGAGGUACAGGAGGGGGGCGAGGACGAGGGUAAGGGAUUUUAGCUGGGAGUGGAAAGGAGAAGGGGUUGGGGAUGCUGAGGAGGGGCAGCUUUCUCGGUAUUGGGAGCCUAUUAGGGCAUUGAAAACGCGGUUACGGGAAUUGGAACAGAAGAGUUCGUCUUCAGAGAUUAUCGAGGGGCUCAAGAACAGUGAACUUGUUGAGAAAGUUAAAUCUAGUUUGAAAGCAAUUUGUAAGGAACCAAACUACUCAAAGGAAGUUCCACCUUUGGACUUUCAAGAACUUCUGGCAUGUCUGGUUAGGCAGUCUGGGCCAUUUUUAGAUCACCUUGGUGUGAAGAGAGAUUUAUCCGACAAGAUAGUGGAAAGCUUAUGCAGCAAAAAGAAAAAUCAAUUUUUGUUGCGGUCGCUUCCUGCAGGAGAGUCAGCCAUUGUUGAAGGUGAUAACAUAAAUGAUGAACUGGAUUUAAGAAUAGCAAGUGUGCUUCAAAGUACAGGGCAUCAUUAUGAAGGUGGACUAUGGGAUGAUCUCGGUAAGCGAGACAUUUCUGACGGAGAAAGGCAUGUAGCCAUCGUCACAACUGCUAGUCUUCCUUGGAUGACAGGGACAGCUGUAAAUCCGUUAUUUCGAGCAGCAUAUUUGGCUAGAUCUCAAAAGCAGAAAGUCACACUGUUAGUUCCUUGGCUUACUCUAACAGACCAAGAAUUUGUUUACCCAAACAAUAUUACAUUCAGCUCACCAGAAGAACAAGAGGUUUACAUUCGCAAUUGGCUCGAAGAAAGAGUAGGUUUCAAUGCAGAUUUUAAAAUUUCCUUCUACCCCGGAAAGUUUCAAAAGGAAAGGCGUAGUAUAAUACCUGCUGGAGAUACUUCCCAGUUCAUUUCAUCGAAGGAAGCAGACAUUGCUAUCCUUGAAGAACCAGAACAUCUGAACUGGUACCAUCAUGGUAAAAGAUGGACCGAUAAAUUUAAUCAUGUUGUUGGCGUUGUUCACACGAAUUACCUCGAGUAUAUCAAGAGGGAGAAGAAUGGAGCUCUGCAAGCUUUCUUUGUGAAACAUAUAAACAACUGGGUGGCAAGAGCCUAUUGUGAUAAGGUUCUUCGGCUUUCCGCAGCAACCCAAGAUUUACCCAAGUCGGUGAUUUGCAAUGUUCAUGGUGUGAACCCUAAGUUUUUGGAAAUUGGGGAACGAAUGGCUGCAGAAAAGGAGGGUGGGGAGCAACGGUUCUCAAAAGGGGCAUAUUUCUUGGGCAAGAUGGUUUGGGCAAAGGGAUACCGGGAAUUAAUCGAUUUGCUGGCCAAACAAAAGAAUGACCUUAAUGGGUUUAAACUGGAUGUUUACGGCAAUGGAGAAGAUGCUCAUGAAGUACAGAACACAGCAAAAAGUUUGGACUUAAAUGUUAACUUUAUGAAGGGCAGAGACCAUGCCGACGAUUCUCUUCACGGUUACAAAAUCUUCAUAAACCCGAGCGUGAGUGACGUGCUGUGCACGGCCACGGCAGAGGCUCUGGCAAUGGGUAAAUUCGUAGUGUGCGCCAACCACCCGUCAAACGACUUCUUCAGGUCGUUUCCAAACUGUUUGACUUACGAGACACCAGAAGAGUUUGUACACAAAGUAAAAGAAGCCAUGUCAAGUGAGCCUCAGCCUCUUACACCUGAACAAAGAUAUAAACUUUCAUGGGAAGCUGCAACACAAAGGUUCAUGGAGUAUUCGGAGCUUGAAAAGAUACUAAAUUCAGAAAGUAACGGAAUCGUGAGAAGGUCGAAAUCGGUACCUAAUUUAAGGUCAAUGGUGGAUGGAGGUUUAGCGUUUGCACACUAUUGUUUGACGGGUAACGAGUUCUUGAGACAGUGUACGGGGGCGGUCCCAGGAACACGGGAUUACAACAAGCAGCAUUGUAAAGAUCUAGAUUUGUUGCCUCCACAGGUAGAAAAUCCAAUCUAUGGAUGGUGAAGAAACAUAAAAACCAAUUAUUUUUUAUGUAGAAAUGGUAUUUGAUAAUGCCUAACCAGCCUUUCUUGCUAGUUAGUGGUGUAGUUA